GAAGAACAUGCUUCUCACAGUCAAUAGGAGAAGAGCUCAGGUUGGCUUGGAAGCAGAAGGAGAUUUCCUGUCCGCCAGCCCAUCCAGACUUAAAAAUGAUCCAAGCUCUCUUGGUAGCUAUAUGCUUAGUGGUUUUUCCAUAUCAAGGGACCUCUAUAAUCCUGGAAUCUGGGAAUGUUAAUGAUUAUGAAGUAGUGUAUCCACAAAAAGUCCAUUCAUUGCCCAAAGGAGAAGUUCAGAACGCUGAGCUAGAGGUAAGAAAAGGAUCUCGGCAAAUUACUUCUUGCCAGCCAACAGAGUUUUUUCAACGAAGAUACUUGCUGGCCCCAAAAUACAUUGAGGUUUUCAUAGUUGUGGACAACGUAAUGUUCAGGAAAUACAAGAGCAAUGUAACUGCUAUAAACACAAGAGUAUAUGAACUUGUCAACACUUUAAAUAUGAUUUUCAGAAUUCUGAAUAUUCAUCUAGCACUGAUUGGCAUAGAAAUUUGGUCCAACGAAGAUCAGAUUGAUGUGCAACCAGCGGCAAGUGUCACUUUGGACUCAUUUGCAAGAUGGAGAGAAACAGAUUUGCUGCCACGCAAAAGGAAUGAUAAUGCUCAGUUACUCACGGGCAUUAACUUCGAUGGACAAACUAUAGGAUUGGCUUAUUUGGGCACCAUCUGCCAGUCAUAUAAUUCUGUAGCAAUUGUUCAGGAUUACAACAAAUUCACAGGUAGUGUUGCAUCUGCAAUGGGCCAUGAGAUGGGUCAUAAUCUAGGCAUUGAUCAUGACACAGCCUCCUGUAUUUGCCAACCUAACGCAUGCAUUAUGUCUCCAGUGCUACAUGAUGUCCCUCUCUAUGACUUCAGCUCUUGUAGUGUUGAGCAAUACAAGACGUUUCUAACUUCAAAUCUCCCAGAAUGCAUUCUCGACAAACCCUUGAAAACAGUUGUUGAUGCACCUGCAGUUUGUGGGAAUUACUUUGUGGAGAUGGGAGAAGAAUGUGACUGUGGCUCUCCUGAGGAUUGUCAAAGUACCUGCUGUGAUGCUGCAACUUGUAAGCUGAAACCUGGGGCACAGUGUGACGCUGAAGAGUGUUGUGAGCAAUGCAGAUUAAAGAGUGCAAGAACAGUGUGCCGGCCAGCAAAGGAUGACUGUGACGAGGCUGAUCUCUGCACUGGCCGAUCGGCUGAGUGUCCCACAGAUAGCUUCAAGAGGAAUGGAGAACCAUGCCAAAACAACCAAGGUUACUGCUACAAUGGAAAAUGCCCCACCCUGCAUAAACAAUGUCUUGCUUUAUUAAAGAAUUCACCAGAUGCAAACGUGGCUCCAGAUGAAUGUUAUAAUAUAUAUAACCAAGGAAGGAAUGACGAAGGCUACUGCAGAAGGGAAAAUGGUGUAAAGAUUCCAUGUGGACCACAGUAAGCAAUCUAAAUUAUUUCCUUCUUUGAUG
Messenger RNA from Thamnophis sirtalis, 1434 nucleotides. The record is from RefSeq and is a predicted model, not a curated record. NCBI's taxonomy places the organism in Eukaryota, Metazoa, Chordata, Lepidosauria, Squamata, Natricidae.